Messenger RNA from Solanum pennellii, 1315 nucleotides. Its product is annotated as zinc finger protein 10-like. The coding region runs from base 90 to 908 and encodes 272 amino acids. The record is from RefSeq and is a predicted model, not a curated record. The transcript has a single exon. Lineage: Eukaryota; Viridiplantae; Streptophyta; Magnoliopsida; Solanales; Solanaceae.
CAUAAGCCCAUCCUCUAUUUAACCCUUUCAUCAUUUCUUCCACAUCAUAACUCUUAUCACCCUAUAUAUAAAAAUAAUAUUUGUGUAUUAUGGCUGCUGAACUUGGGAUUCUGUCUUCGACUCAACUCCAAAAACUGGCUCAAUCCCAAGAACAACAAUUGUCAUCACCCCAACCACCAUUCAAUCCUGACUCUGUCACUGACUGUUGGAUGUGGAACGCUAAGCAAGCAACUCAGGAUGACGAUGAUUCGUGGGAAGUUAGAGCAUUUGAGGAAGACACAGGCAAUGCCAUGGGCACCACUUGGCCACCAAGGUCCUAUACUUGCACCUUUUGUAGGAGAGAAUUCCGGUCAGCUCAAGCCCUAGGUGGACACAUGAAUGUUCACCGUCGCGACCGUGCUAGGCUCCACCAAGCUCCACCACAAUAUGCUUCAAAUAGCAUCCACAACCACAAUCACAACCACAACCACAUUUCUUCACAAAAUUCUAAUUCCACUUUCCUAAUUCCAACUCAAGAAUUUGUAACAAAUGGUGGACUUUGUCUUUUAUACUCCUUGCCUAACCCUAGUAACACUCAUAUCUUCAAUAACCCCACAUCAAGAAAAUCUUGUACUAUGAAUACCAAUUCAUCAUCCUCUAGUACUCUUAAUCUCUCAAUCUCACCAUAUCCAACAAAUAACAAUUUGAUGUCUCCAACUACUCCAUACCCUACUCCUACAUCUCUAAACUUCCCAAUAAAUAAGCCUAAUCCAAGAAUUUGUAACACUAGUAAUGAUGAUAAUAAUAAUAAUAACAACCAUGAUUAUGGUAGCAACAAGAGGGAUUCACUCAUUGAAGAUGAACUUGAUCUCGAGCUUCGACUAGGAUGGAGAUCAUCAUCCUCAACAACAACAACAUCUUCACCAUAAACACACAAGUCGAAUAUCGAUCAUAUACAUGUUGUGGUUAAUUAAUUAAUUAAUUAAUUAAUUUCCCUAGACUCAAAUUUCCUUUUUUUAUAUAUGGAUUGAUUAAUUUGUUUUUGUGUGAAUUGCAAUAUGCUCUAUUAAUUGAAGCAAAUUGAGUGAAUAGGCAAGAAGAAGUAGAAGAAAAGAGCAAGUUGUAAAUUUAAAAGAAAUGAAGGGUUAAGUGUGAUAAUAAUUAAAAAAAUGUGUCAUAUUUGAUUAAUUGAUAAAAAAAAAAUUAAUUUGGCUAGGGUUGGAGUGCGAGCUAGACUGUAAAAAAGAGCUUUGCAGUGCAGUGUCAUUUUCUAGUUUGCUCAUUUCUAAAGACAACAUAUAUUUCCGUGGGGAUUAUUGUAUCUGUCAUGUUACCA